Molecule: messenger RNA, 501 nt
Organism: Linum tenue
Lineage: Eukaryota; Viridiplantae; Streptophyta; Magnoliopsida; Malpighiales; Linaceae
Source: the annotation of a GenBank genome assembly
AUGGACAAAGGGAAGGAAACCAAGAAAACGACGACGAACGACCACCAGCAGGAGCUGAAGUUCCGCGGCGUCCGGCGGCGGCCGUGGGGGAAGUACGCGGCGGAGAUACGGGACCCGGCGAGGCAAGGUGCGAGGCUGUGGCUGGGGACGUACGACACGGCGGUGGAGGCGGCUCGUGCCUACGACCGGGCAGCGUUCCACAUGAGGGGACACCUCGCCAUCCUCAACUUCCCCAACGAAUAUUACUGGCAGGCCAUGGGGACCACCACGUACUCUCACCAACCGCCUUCUUCCACGUGGGAUGGAGCUGGCUCGUCAGCGUCCACUGCGGUGGCGAGGGGCAACGGCGCCGGCGGAGGGGCGGCGACGAGGGGCGAAGGCGGCGGAGGGGAAGAGAAUAAGGAGGUGUUUGAGUUCGAGUACUUGGAUGACAGUGUGUUGGAGGAGCUGCUAGAGAGUUCGUUCGAAGAUGAGGAAACACGACGAUAUCAACACUACUAA